AUGGAUUUUUUAAAUUCAUCAGAUCAAAACUUGACCUCAGGGGAACGCUUAAACCGAAUGCCAUCCAAAAUUUUGGUAUCCCUCACUCUGUCCGGGCUGGCACUGAUGACCACCACUAUCAACUCCCUCGUGAUUGCUGCAAUCAUUGUGACUCGGAAGCUGCACCACCCAGCCAACUAUUUAAUUUGUUCCCUGGCAGUUACAGAUUUUCUUGUAGCUGUCCUGGUGAUGCCCUUCAGUAUUGUGUACAUUGUGAAAGAAAGAUGGAUUAUGGGACCAAUACUCUGUGACAUUUGGCUGAGCAUUGACAUCAUCUGUUGUACUUGUUCCAUCUUGCAUCUAUCGGUGAUAGCCUUGGAUAGGUACCGAGCAAUCACAGAUGCUGUUGAAUAUGCCAGGAAGAGGACUCCCAAGAACGCUGGCAUCAUGAUUACAAUAGUGUGGGUUAUAUCUGUGUUCAUCUCUAUGCCUCCUCUCUUCUGGAGGCAACAAGGAACUAGCCGUGUUAAUGAAUGCGUCAUCAAGCACGACCACAUUGCUUCCACAAUUUACUCCACGUUUGGAGCUUUCUACAUCCCACUCGUAUUGAUAUUGAUCCUCUAUUACAAAAUAUACAGGGCAGCAAGGACACUGUACCACAAGCGACAAGCAAGCCGCAUGAUGAAGGAGGAGCUGAAUGGCCAAGUCCUUUUGGAGAGUGGUGAGAAGAGCAUUAAACUGGUCUCCGCAUCAUAUAUGCUAGAGAAAUCCUUAUCUGAUCCAUCAACAGACUUCGACAGAAUCCAAAGCACAGUGAAAAGUCCCAGGUCGGAGUUGAAGCAUGAGAAAUCUUGGAGGAGACAGAAAAUCUCAGGCACUAGGGAACGCAAGGCAGCCACUACCCUGGGCUUGAUCUUGGGUGCAUUUGUAAUAUGUUGGCUGCCCUUUUUCGUAAAAGAACUGGUUGUUAAUGUCUGUGACAAAUGUAAACUCUCUGAUGAAGUGUCAAAUUUUUUGACAUGGCUUGGUUACCUGAAUUCCCUUAUAAAUCCACUGAUUUAUACAAUUUUCAACGAAGACUUCAAGAAAGCCUUCCAAAAACUUGUACGAUGUCGAUGUUAG
Molecule: messenger RNA, 1101 nt
Organism: Arvicola amphibius (Eurasian water vole)
Lineage: Eukaryota; Metazoa; Chordata; Mammalia; Rodentia; Cricetidae
Gene: Htr1f
Product: 5-hydroxytryptamine receptor 1F
Exons: 1
Coding region: 1-1101 (366 amino acids)
Biological process (GO): G protein-coupled receptor signaling pathway, coupled to cyclic nucleotide second messenger; chemical synaptic transmission
Cellular component (GO): plasma membrane; dendrite
Molecular function (GO): neurotransmitter receptor activity; G protein-coupled serotonin receptor activity
Source: RefSeq, a predicted model, not a curated record